AUCCGAAAGCGUCAAGGCUAUGUUGGAGGCUACCGUGAUGGACAAAGAUGGUAAUCUAUCUUCAUCCCAUAGAAACUGCACGAUGACCCUUUUCACACCAAAGGGCAGUGCCAGUGCGAAUGACAGCUGGGGUUGGGAUCGCUUCGUUGAACGAAGUGUCCUCGAGUCGCUGUACGUGACGAAUGGUUCGUUCAUCAUUAUGUGCGGGGCCAAAGUUCUGCUUGAUAACGACCCCCUCAAGGUGCCGCCAUCGGAUAUGGGAAGCCAUCUCGGCCUCCUGCUGGAUUGCGCUGAGGGCUCUGAUGUCUCAUUCCUCGUCGAUGGUGACAAGUUCCCAGCUCAUCGCGCUGUGCUUGCUGCCCGCUCACCAGUCUUCAAGGCGCAGCUCCUGGGCUCCAUGGCCGAAGCCAACAUGUCAUCCAUCACCUUGCAUGACAUUGCACCAGCAACGUUCAAACUCAUGCUCCGGUUCAUGUACACCGAUGCUUGUCCCGCGGAUGCUGAGCUCGGGGACUCCCCGGAUGAGAUGUUUCGGCUCUUGCUCGCUGCCGCUGACCGGUUCGCGUUGGAUCGCCUGAAGCUUCUCUGUGCCAGUAAGUUGUGGGACAAUGUAUCUGUGCAUACAGUUGCUGAUACUUUGAUCUGUGCUGAAACAUACAACUGUCCCGGGCUGAAAAAGAAGUGUAUUGACUUCGUCGGGGAAGAGAAAAACUUCAAGGGAGCUGUGUUGACGGAUGGUUUUGCUCAGUUGGUGCUAAAAUUCCCAUCCAUUCUUGAUGAGUUGAGGGCGAAGGUCGGGUUAUAGGUGCAUGCUUCCAUGCCAGCGCAACCUAUAGAUGUACUAGGUUUAUGGCAUUAUUUCGAGCUCGGUGAAUGCUCGCCAAAUCUGUUAAAAAGUGCUACUAUUUUCCGUUUGCAACUAUUAUAUUAUGAUCAUGCAGACUUAAUUUUUAUAUUGUCCAAUUAGUAGAC
Molecule: messenger RNA, 972 nt
Organism: Sorghum bicolor (sorghum)
Lineage: Eukaryota; Viridiplantae; Streptophyta; Magnoliopsida; Poales; Poaceae
Product: BTB/POZ and MATH domain-containing protein 2
Exons: 1
Coding region: 20-805 (261 amino acids)
Biological process (GO): protein ubiquitination
Molecular function (GO): protein binding
Source: RefSeq, a predicted model, not a curated record